Messenger RNA from Opisthorchis viverrini, 339 nucleotides. RefSeq lists its product as hypothetical. The record is from RefSeq and is a predicted model, not a curated record. The transcript is spliced from 3 exons. NCBI's taxonomy places the organism in Eukaryota, Metazoa, Platyhelminthes, Trematoda, Opisthorchiida, Opisthorchiidae. The coding region runs from base 1 to 339 and encodes 112 amino acids.
AUGGAUAGCAAUUUCCUCACCCCUAAUCAUCUCAUGGCAGUUAUGGCAGCUCGAUACGGAAACGCUCGUUGUCGGGAAAUACGCUAUUUGCAAAUCAAUUUGGUUUUCACGAGAGACUCAAGUGAAUCUCUCAUUUAUGAUAUUCUUCAACUGAAUGUGCUGCACACAAACCGCCUCAUGAUUCAGUUGGCACGAUAUUCGGGAUUUCGCAGUUUAGGCAACCUGAAAAUAUCCCUGCUCUCAUGUUCCCUUCUGGAGGCAUGGCAAUUAGGCACUGAAAGAGUGCUACAGCUGAACGAUUUACCUAUUCCAACCAACCGCGGGCAGUUGACACAAUAG